GACGUUUGUUUGUGGCCAAAAACAAAACAAGUACGAAAAUGUUUUCAUUUUCAUUCAUUUCAUUUCGUUUUUACCCAAACUAAACCACUAAAUAAACAAUACAGAAAUAUUUCACAGUACAGUAAACGUGAAAUAUGUCCGAUCCUCCCAUAAAGCGUUACCGACGUGAAGAGAAAUCCGAAUCGGAGGAGGAUAUAGAUAAUUACGAACCCUACGUACCAGUAAAAGAACGUAAAAGGCAAAAGUUGUUGAAAUUGGGCCGUUUGGGCCAAGUAGCUGCCGAAGCUGCAGCGGAGACGAAGAGUUCCAGCGAUAAUGACCCGGAUGAUGAAACAUCCCAAGAAGAAUGGGGCCGCCGGUACAAUGUAUCCUUGCUGGACCAGCACAGUGAACUGAAGAGGAUAGCAGAAGCCAGAGCACUGUCAGCAGCUGAGCGUCAAGCCAAGGAGGAAGAGCAUAUCUUGGAAAGUGUUGCUCAGAGCAAGGCUCUCAUGGGUGUCGCUGAGUUGGCUAAAGGUAUACAAUACUCGGAGCCAAUAAAAACAUCCUGGCGUCCGCCGCGCUGCGUGCUCGAGCUGCCGGAGUCCCAUCAUGAGCGCGUUCGCGCGCAGCUGCGCAUCCUGGUGGAGGGGGAGGACGUGCCACCUCCUGUACGCACGUUCCAGCACAUGAAGUUGUCUAAAGGUAUCCUCCGAGGAUUAGAAGCUAAGGGCAUAAAGAAGCCAACUCCCAUCCAAGUCCAAGGCAUACCAGCCGUACUCAGUGGCAGAGACAUGAUUGGCAUUGCGUUCACUGGCUCUGGCAAGACACUAGUGUUCACAUUGCCAAUCAUCAUGUUCUGUUUAGAACAAGAAGUCAAGAUGCCAUUCAUUUGGAACGAAGGCCCCUACGGCCUCAUAAUUUGUCCGUCGAGAGAGUUGGCCAAACAGACCCAUGACAUCAUCCUGCACUUCGUCAAACACUUGAAGAUGGCAGGGAACCCAGAGAUACGCAGCUGUUUGGCUAUAGGCGGUGUUGCCGUGUCCGAGUGUAUGGAGGUGGUGCAGAGAGGUGUUCACAUCAUGGUGGCGACACCUGGCAGACUUAUGGAUAUGCUGGAUAAAAAAAUGGUACGCCUGAACGUAUGCCGGUACCUCUGCAUGGACGAAGCGGACCGCAUGAUCGACAUGGGCUUCGAGGAGGACGUGCGCACCAUCUUCUCGUACUUCGCGGGCCAGCGCCAGACGCUGCUGUUCAGCGCCACCAUGCCGCGGAAGAUACAGAACUUCGCCAGGUCGGCGUUGGUGAAGCCGGUGACAGUCAACGUGGGUCGAGCCGGUGCCGCCUCGCUGAACGUGCGCCAGGAGUUGGAGCUGGUGCAGGCGGAGGCGAGGACGGUGCAUCUGCUGCAGUGCCUGCAGAAGACUCCGCCGCCGGUGCUGGUCUUCGCGGAGAGGAAGCAGCAUGUUGAUGCUAUACACGAGUACCUGCUGUUGAAAGGUGUCGAAGCAGUGGCCAUCCACGGUGGUAAAGACCAGGAGGAGAGGUCUCGCGCUGUGGAGGCAUUCCGGAGAGGAGAGAAGGAUGUGCUGGUCGCUACUGACGUCGCCAGCAAAGGUCUCGAUUUCGAGAACAUCCAACACGUGAUAAACUACGACAUGCCGGAGGACAUCGAGAACUACGUGCACCGCAUCGGGCGCACGGGGCGCGCGGGCGGCGAGGGCGUGGCCACCACGCUGCUGGGCCGCGCCGCCGACAUGAGCGUGCUGCGGGACCUGGCGCACCUGCUGACUGAGGCGGGACAGAAGGUGCCAGCGUUUUUGCUGGACAUGAUCGGCGAGCCGGACGUGCCGGCGGCGGACGGUCAGGGCUGCUCCUACUGCGGCGGCCUGGGGCACAGGAUCACAGAAUGUCCCAAGUUGGAGGCGGUGCAGAACAAGCAGGCGUCCAACAUCGGUCGCCGGGACUACCUCGCCAACACCGCGGCAGACUAUUAGUUCCAGUUACACUUUAUAUUGUAAUUUAUCGAAUAUUUGUCAAGUUGUAAAUAAUGUAAAUAAAUGUAUAAUUGUAAGA
Bicyclus anynana (squinting bush brown) is the source of this 2055-nucleotide messenger RNA. RefSeq names its product ATP-dependent RNA helicase abstrakt (gene abs). Gene Ontology annotation, molecular function: ATP binding; RNA binding; RNA helicase activity. Bases 135 to 1976 code for a protein of 613 amino acids. The record is from RefSeq and is a predicted model, not a curated record. NCBI's taxonomy places the organism in Eukaryota, Metazoa, Arthropoda, Insecta, Lepidoptera, Nymphalidae. The transcript is spliced from 12 exons. Gene Ontology annotation, biological process: mRNA splicing, via spliceosome. Gene Ontology annotation, cellular component: spliceosomal complex.